Molecule: messenger RNA, 3209 nt
Organism: Lycium barbarum (goji berry)
Lineage: Eukaryota; Viridiplantae; Streptophyta; Magnoliopsida; Solanales; Solanaceae
Product: disease resistance protein RPP13-like
Exons: 2
Coding region: 347-2923 (858 amino acids)
Biological process (GO): defense response to other organism
Molecular function (GO): ADP binding
Source: RefSeq, a predicted model, not a curated record
UUUAACAUUUCCCCAUUAUUGUCCCAACAGAAUUAUUAGGUGGUGGACCAUUGUACAACACAUUAUUGUUACUUUUAACUUUUCCCCACAUAUAUUUUUCCACAAGCCUCAUGUUUAUCUGUCGGAUUUUUAUGCUUUAAUCACAUUAUUAAUAGACCAUCUUAAACGCUCAAUUCAUUACACAAAACAAUAUCCAUCUCUUAUCAAACUCGCAACGGCUUCAGUUUCUUCAACUUGAUCUUAGUUUUAUCUCUACUGUUUCUCUUUCUCUAGCUUUCUUCCAAUAUUUUCCAUACAGCCCCCUUUUUUUCCAGCUCUGAGUAACUAAAUAUCAAGACUCUUGAAAAUGGUUGAUGCCUUUGUGUCAUUUGCAGUUGAAAGCCUGGGGAAUUUCCUCAUAAAGGAAGUUAACUUGCGUUUAAGUCUGAAAAAGGAAGUGCACUGGCUGCAAAAUGAGCUACUCUUCAUGCAGUCUUUCCUCAAAGAUGCAGAAGAAAAGCAAGAUAGAGAUCAUAAAGUUCAACAAUGGGUGUUUGAGAUCAACUCUAUUGCUAAUGACGCUGUCGCUAUACUAGAGACUUACAGUUUUGAGGCUGGUAAAGGCGAUGAUGAUGAAUCUACUAGUCGUCUUAAGGCUUGCGCUCGCAUAUGCAGGAAGGAGGCCAAAUUCUGCACCGUCAGCAAGGAGAUCCGAUCCCUCAAGCAGAGGCUCAAGGAUAUGUCCAGCAAACAAGAGACAUAUGGUAUCAGAAGAAGGAUUGUAGAAGAAGGACCAAGUAACAGGCCUAACAAUCGUUCCUCUUUGGCUAGAGAAUUGAGGAGGACUACCUCCUAUAUGGAUAAGCAGGAUCAGAUUUUUGUUGGCUUUAAAGAUGAUGUAGAUAGAUUGCUUGCUGAACUUGUCAAAGCAGAGCCACGCCGAACUGUCAUCUCCAUUUAUGGCAUGGGCGGGUUAGGCAAGACUACUCUUGCAAAACAUCUCUACCACUCCCCUAGCCUAACCGGUAUCUUCAAUGCACAUGCUUGGGUAUGUGUUUCUCAACAGUAUAACACCACGGAUCUCCUCAAGGAGACCAUCAAAUCCAUCCAAGGAUGUGACAGGGAAACUCUAGAUCUGCUGGAAAAGAUGACGGUCACAGAUCUAGAAAAGCACCUUCGGAAUAUACUGAAAGAGAAAAAAUAUCUGGUGGUAGUUGAUGAUGUAUGGCAAAAAGAAGCAUGGCAAAGUCUGGAAAGAGCACUCCCAGAUAGUAAUAAUGGAAGUAGAGUUAUUAUUACCACGCGCAAUGAGGAUGUGGCCAACAGAGCUGAUGACAACAGUCUUCCCUAUAACCUUCAUUUCCUAACAAAAGAAGAAAGUUGGGACCUGUUUCGCAGGAAAUUACUCGACGUUGAGGCAAUGAUCCCAGCAAUGGAAAUGCUAGCUAGGGAUAUGGUGGGCAAAUGUGGAGGCUUACCUCUUGCAAUUGUUGCACUAAGCGGGCUUCUUUCACAUAAAAGGGGGCUAGAAGAAUGGGAAAGAGUGAAGGAACAUCUUUGGAACCAUGUGAAAAAUGACUCCAUUCCAAUCUCGGACAUACUGUCCCAGAGCUACAAUGAUUUGCCAACUGCGCUCAAACAAUGUUUUCUUUACUUUGGUAUUUUUCCGGAAGAUCGUCGGAUUGAUGCUGAAAACCUAAUGCGGUUGUGGAUGGCCGAUGGAUUGAUACCAAGAGGAGAAGAAAGAAUGGAGGAUGUAGCUCAAGACUUCCUGAAUGAGCUGAUAAGGCGAAGCUUGGUUCAAGUCGUAAAGACAUUUUGGGAAGAAGUUACUGAAUGUAGGAUUCAUGAUCUACUUCGGGAUCUUGCCAUACAGAAGGCAUCGGAGGUAAAGUUCUUUCACACUUAUGGUCCGAGAGAGCAGUCCACAUCCUCCUCAUGUCGCAGACAUACCAUCCAUGGUCAAGGAGAAAGGUACCUCACUCUUGAUUUUUCCAAAUUGAACUUAAGGUCAGUUACAUUCUUUGAUCAAGAAGGUCUUAAGCUGAAUAGGAUAAAGUUCCGCAAGAUGUUCCAACAUUUAUAUGUGCUAUACUUGGAGAUGGGUAUUGACAGAUUUACACUACCAGAUGCCAUAGGAAGUUUGUACAACCUCAGAUACUUAGGCUUUUCAGGUGAUUGUGAUAUCCCCUCCUCCAUAGGCAACCUCAAGAAUUUACUGACACUCCACGUCUUGGAGGAACAAUAUAGUAGAAUAUGCCGACUACCUCCUGAGAUCGCUAACCUAGUAAAUCUAAGACAUUUAGUCGUUCGAUAUACAGAACCUCUGCAACAUAUAAACAAAUUCACAAGUCUUCAAGUUCUUAGAAGCGUUUAUUGUGAUCAGUGGCGAGAUGUUAACCCAGUUGAUUUAGUCAAUCUUCGAGAAUUAUGCAUGUAUCGUAUUGAGAAAUCUUACUCCCUAAACAACAUUAGCAGCUUGAAAAGCCUUAGCACUCUCAUAUUGGGGGUUUUUGGUGAUGAAUCAUUCCCAGCCCUAGAAUUUCUUAGUUCUUGUCAAAAGCUCCAGAAAUUGUGGUUAAAAGGGAGAAUAGAAAAACUGCCCCCGUCAAACCCAUUUCCAAAUUCAAUCACAAUGAUGAUCCUUGAGUUGUCACUCCUCAUGGAAGAUCCGAUGCCUAUUCUGGGAAUGUUGCCAAACCUAAGGGAUCUCCAAUUAAUAGAAGAUGCCUAUUCUGGAAAAGAAAUUACCUGCAGUGAAAACAGCUUCAGUCAACUGGAGUUCCUUCGUCUUCAAGAUCUUGAGAAGCUAGAAAGAUGGGAUUUAGGCACAAGUGCAAUGCCUCUGAUUAAAGGUCUUUGUAUCUUUCAAUGUCCAAAUCUAAAAGAGAUUCCAGAGAGAAUGAAACGCGUGGAGAAGUUGGAGAGAUCUCGUUUUUUAUGAAGCUUUUCAAGCAUAAUAGCAGAGGAGAAACAACUAGCUGUUAGUGGAAAAUAAAUUGGUAGAUGCGGGUACUAUUGCGAACCACUUGAAGACAUUCACAUUGUAGAAGCAUUAAUCAAAUUUCAGGGCUGUUAAUGAGAGCUUAUCUCAAACUUGAAUAUUUUGCUUUUGUUUUUGAGUGUUUACUUUCCUUUUGUUUUGGGUUUUAUUGAGUGUGUGGAAUUGGUUUGAAUAAAAUUGUUUCUGGGAUUCUCUGCAAGAAUGAUUUUGUGAUGUUUUAAUUUUC